This is a messenger RNA of Callithrix jacchus (white-tufted-ear marmoset), 5318 nucleotides long. The record is from RefSeq and is a predicted model, not a curated record. NCBI's taxonomy places the organism in Eukaryota, Metazoa, Chordata, Mammalia, Primates, Cebidae.
AUGGCCCAGGUUUUGUUCCGUGCCUCACCCUGGUCCUCUGUCUUCUCGUCUGAGGGACCUGACCUGCCAAAGAUCACACCCACCCAGGACCCCCCCCACCCAGGACCCCCCCAGGAUCCCCCCCAGGACCCCCCCAUGACCCCCCACCCAGGACACCCCACCCAGGACACCCCACCGAGGACCCCCACUCAGGACACCCCACCCAGGACACCCCACCCAGGACCCCCACUCAGGACACCCCACCCAGGAACCCCACCCAGGACCCCCCACCCAGGACCCCCCACUCAGGAACCCCCCACUCAGAACCCCCCACCCAGGACCCCCCCACCCAGGACCCCCCACUCAGGACUCCCCACUCAGGACCCCCCCUCCCAGGACCCCACCAGGCAUGUCUGCAUCUUUUCUGACUUCGUCCUCUCAGUGUUCGGCACCUGGGGCAAAGCACACGUCCCUGCCGUGGGAGCAUCGGCCUGUGGCACAGCAGCAGCAGAUUGGCCAGGCAUGGUGCUGUCCACUCUGGGGCUGUGGCCGCUGCUCCUGGCCUGCUGGACCCUCUCUCCCGCUCCUGCUGCAGAGUCCCUGGCCCUGGUGAGGAGCGGAAACCGCUGUGAGGGCCUCCUGCAGGUGCAGUCCCUGGGGCAGCAGGGCCCGGUGUGCGGGGACCACUGGGGCCUGCGGGAGGCGUCUGUGAUUUGCAGGCAGCUGGGCUGCGGUCACGCCCUCUAUGUCCCCACGUAUGUGGUGUGGCCCCAGGAGGCCCAGAAGUCCCUGCUGCGGGGCGUGCAGUGCCGGGGUGUGGAGGCCUCGCUCUGGGAGUGCUCCCGGGGGGAGUGGGGGUCGCUGCACAGCUGCGAGUGUGAGUGCAUCGGCGCAGUUCACUGCUCAGGAGGAAAUCUGGCAUCCUUGGGGCUGAGUGGUGGAGGCAGCCCCUGUGCGGGGACCCCGGAGAUCCGGAUAACCAAAGGCCCUGCGAUAAGGUGCGGCUUGCACCAGAAGGAGGCCAGCGUCUUCUGCAGGAGGCUGGGAUGCGGCCUGGCGCUCCAGGCAUCCAGGCCCUACCUCUCAGGACACCCAGGCUGGCUGGGUUCGAAAAUCGUCUCCUGCCAGGGAACAGAGUUCAGCAUCUUCAACUGCAGAUUCAACCUGAACUUCCUGGACCACUGUGACCUUCCAACAGACUCUGAGGUGGUGUGUGCAGGUAGGGACGCCUGUCCCGAGGAUCUCCGAGACGGGAGGACCCCAGGAAGACAGAAGGGUGGGAGAGGCCUUGGCCUGCACACCCCAGGACCUCUCCUGCCAAGGGCCGGGCCAGCUCAGACUGUCCUUCCCGUGGGACCCGAGGGCAGUGGUCAGGUCACUCUGCCCAGAGGCCUGCACCGAGCCCGUCCUGCCCAGCGCUACAUCCAGCGUCUGCCCCCAGGACACACCGAGGCCCGGCUGGUGGGCGGCGAGCACCCCUGCGCCGGGCGCCUGGAGGUGCGGCGGGGCCUGACCUGGGGCACCGUGUGCGACGCGGACCUGGACCUGGCCACGGCCCACGUGGUGUGCCGGGAGCUGCAGUGCGGGGCGGCGGUGUCCACGCGCGAGGGCGCCCGCUUCGGCCGGGGCUUGGGGCCGGCGUGGACCGAGGCCUUCCGCUGUGCGGGCACCGAGCCGCUGCUGUUCCACUGCCCGCGGGCACGCGGGAGCCCAUGUGGGCCCGGCCACGACGCGGGGCUGCGGUGCGCGGGGGAAAAGUUCAGGCUGGUCAACGGCAGCAGCAGCUGUGAGGGCCGCGUGGAGCUCCAGGUGCAGGGGUCCUGGGCGCCCCUCUGUGCCACCCACUGGGACAUAGCAGACGCCACCGUCCUCUGCCACCAGCUCAACUGUGGCAACGCGGUGGCCGCACCUCGAGGAGGCCAUUUUGGGGGCGGGGACGCUGCCAUCUGGCCUGACGCAUUUCACUGUGAGGGGACAGAGUCCUACUUGUGGAAUUGCCCAGUAAGCACCCUGGGGGCCCCGGCCUGUGGCCCGGGAAACUCGGCCUCCGCAGUGUGCUCAGGUCUCCCCCACGCCCUGCGGCUGAGGGAAGGACAGAGCCGCUGUGACGGCCGCGUGGAGGUCUCCCUGGACGGCGUGUGGGGCCGCGUCCUGGACGACGCCUGGGACCUGCGCGGCGCGGGCGUGGUGUGCCGGCAGCUGGGGUGCGGAGGGGCCCAGAGAGCCUACGACGCGCCCGCCCCCAGCCGCAGGUCCGUCCAGGUGGCGCUGAGCCGCGCACGCUGUGUGGGCACCGAGACCCGCCUGACCCAGUGCAACGUGUCCGCGACGCUGCGGGAGCCCGCGGGGACCUCGCGGGACGCCGGCGUGGUGUGCUCGGGGAGCCUCGGGGUGCGGCUGGCCGCGGGGCCGGGGCGCUGUGCGGGGCGCGUGGAGGUGCUGCGCGGGGGCGCGUGGGGCACCGUGUGUGACGACACCUGGGACCUGCGGGACGCGCACGUGGUCUGCAGGCAGCUGGGCUGUGGCCGCGCCCUGAGCGCCCCGGGGGCCGCGCACUUUGGAGCCGGGGCAGGGCGCAUCUGGCUGGACGAACUGGGCUGCCAGGGCCACGAGUCUGCGCUGUGGCAGUGCCCGUCGGCGGGCUGGGGCCAGCAUGACUGCAGCCACAAGGAGGACGCCGGCGUCUUCUGCUCAGAGUUCACGGAUCUGAGGCUGCAGAGCCACAGGCAGCCAUGCGCAGGGCGGCUGGAAGUUUUCUACAAUGGGACCUGGGGUGGUGUCUGCCGCACCUUGAGUCCGGCCUCCCUGCGGGUCCUGUGUGAGCAGCUGGGUUGUGGGUCUCACGGGCAGCUGCAGGCCGUGGCAGGGAGCCGGUCGGCCACUGAGUUUCUCUGGGUGGCCUCCAUCCAGUGCAGGGACAGACAUGACCAGUCCCUGUGGCAGUGUCCGUCAGCUCCCUGGGACCAGCAUUCAUGCUCCAGCGGAGAGGAAGCCUGGGUCCUGUGCACGGAAAAGGCAGGAGAAGUUCCUCAGGACCCUGGGGAGACCCUCAACUGCUCCUCCUCGCUCAGCUGCCCAGAGGAGGGCGCAGUGCGUUUGCGAGGGGGCCAGGACCGCUGCUCUGGGCGCGUGGAGCUCUGGCACGCGGGCUCUUGGGGCACCGUGUGCGACGACGCCUGGGACCUGGCGGAUGCGGAGGUGGUGUGCCGCCAGCUGGGCUGUGGUCCCGCCGUCGCCGCCCUGGGGGCCGCCGCCUUUGGCCCUGGCUCCGGGCCGGUGUGGCUGGACGAGGUGGGCUGCCGGGGCAGCGAGGGGUCCCUGUGGGACUGCGCUGCGGAGCGGUGGGGACGCGGAGACUGUGCGCACAAGGAGGAUGCGGGCGUGCGCUGCAUGGAACCUGGCCCAGGCUCCCCACCGCCUGGAGCACCCUGCUGGACACUCCAGGCUGUCAGUGUCACCCUGGGAGCCCUUCUUGGUCCUCUCCUUCUGGGCCUCUUGGCCUUUCUGAUUCUACCUCGAGUCACACAAGUCAUGCAGAGGGGUCUGGGAAGAUCCGAGGAAUCUCCUGGAGAAGCCAUCUAUGAUGUCAUUGGGGAAAUGCCAUCAGCAGGACUGUAUGAGGAAAUCGUGGAGGCUGAGGCCAUGCCCCAAGGGGAGGUGUCUAACCUCCUGGAGGGACAGUCUACACGUGAGGAGGGAGGAGGCAGCAGACCUCUUUCUCAUGGAUAUGACGAGGCUGCCUUUCCGCUGGAGGAGAUGACACCGUGAAGCACCUGAGGGUGAGGUACACCAGCUGGUCGUCAAAAUCACAGUUCUUCAUUGUCUUCUACAAUUGUAGCGGAUUUCGUGAGAACAUCAUGGGUGCCUUUCUCUUGCUGUGUCCCCCACAUCCGUAUAAAAUUCCAUCCUUCCAGGCCCUGCCUGGCUCUAGCCCCCUGUCCCCUUCGAGCGCCAUCGCUGUGGACAGUCGUGCUGUGUAACCUUCAUAUUUCCCACGCAUUACAGCAAAUGCAAAUGUGUAUGGAAAUCAGUGGUUGUGUUCGUGGUUUAGAGCCACAUGGUGCCGUGUUCAUCUUCUGCUCCACAGCUCGCUCCUGCUGCCCAGAAGUGUGUUGGCGAGCUCCCAAGCCAGAACCUUCUUCUUUCUUCUUAAUCGAAUCCAGAGUACCUUUUAGAUGUCCUACUUGUGCAGUCGCCGUGGAUAUUCAGAUUUGUCCUCACCUUCCAACCGGUGUCCCUUUAAUUUCUCUUUCUGUGCCUUCUUUCGUGGGCUGUGACUUUUGUCCCGUGUUGAACAGAGGUGGCCUUGUCUCAUUCAUGGACUCAAAGCAAACCUGCUCCAUGUUUCAUUUAACUAUUAAAUAUAAUAUUUGAUGCUUGGUUUUGUAGAUGCUAUUUAUCAGAUCAAGGAAAACCCAGCCUAUCCCUAGUCUGUUAAGGGUUUUACUUUUUAUCAUAAGUGUUGACUUUUAUCAAAUUCUUUUUUGCAUCUAUUAAGAUGAUAUAUGAUUGAUUUCAUAUGUUAAAUUAACCUUGGGUUAAACAAAUCUAACUUUGUCAUGAUAUAUUAUUCUUUUUAUAUUUCACAGGAAUUAGUUUGGUAAUAUGUUGGGUCACUGUUUAAAACAGAAAUUGAUAUCAUUUUUUUCUUUUGUUGUAAUAUUUUUGUUUAAUUUUUGGUAUGAAGAUUAUUCAGGUCUCAUAAGAGUUAGAACGUAUUCUCUCUUUAAAAAAAUAUUUGCUCAUUUAUACUCCCACAACAGUGUAAAAGCAUUUCUAUUUCUCCACAUCCUCUCCAGCAUCUGCUGUCUCCAGAUUUUUUAAUGAUCGCCAUUCUAACUGGCAUGAGAUGGUAUCUCAUUGUGGUUUUGAUUUGCAUUUCUCUAGUGACCAGUGAUGAGCUUUUUUUCAUGUUUUUUGGCCACAUAAAUGUCUUCUUUUGAGAAGUGUCUGUUCAUAUCUUUCACCCACUUUUUGAUGGGGUUGUUUGCCUUUUUCUUGUAAAUUUGUUUAAGUUCCUUGUAGAUUCUGGUUAUUAGCCCUUUGUCAGAUGGAUAGAUUGAAAAAAUUUUCUCCCAUUCUGUAGGUGGCCUGUUCAUUCUGAUUACCCAUUAAUGAUAGACUGGAUAGAGAAAGUCUGGCACAUAUACACCAUGGAAUACUAUGCAGCCAUAAAAAGGAUGAGUUCAUCAUGUCCUUUGCAGGGACAUGGAUGAAGCUGGAAAUCAUCAUUCUCAGCAAACUAACAUAGGAACAGAAAACCAAACACUGCAUGUUCUCACUCAUAAGUGGGAGUCAAACAGUGAGAACACAUGGACACAGGGAGGGGAACAUCACAC